Messenger RNA from Nanorana parkeri, 1305 nucleotides. Its product is annotated as zinc finger protein 239-like. Lineage: Eukaryota; Metazoa; Chordata; Amphibia; Anura; Dicroglossidae. The coding region runs from base 175 to 1305 and encodes 376 amino acids. The transcript is spliced from 4 exons. The record is from RefSeq and is a predicted model, not a curated record.
AGACUACAUCCCCCACAAUGCCUCAGUCAGGCAGGGCUUUGUUCAGGAACUGGCUCCUGGGUUGGGUGGUUCUUCCUUCUCUGGCACAUGCACAAGUCGCUGUCCCCUGUGCCUCUGGAGACCCCCCAGACCCAGGAGCCCCAACCAGGAUUUCCAUCUAUGACUCGGUGAAGGAUGGCGGGGGUGUCGCACUGUACCAUCCUGGACGAGAGUUCAUCAGACUCCGACGUCUGCUGGUUGGGCCCAGCAGAUUUGCAGCACCUGUCUGAGAUCAAAUCAGAAGACAUCUGGGAUGUGUAUUCCCCAACAAACAGUUUUAACAGAAAGUUAAGUACAGGUGAAGAAGUAACAAAAGUCGAGUUGUAUGAAGACAUUCACCCCAUCAGUUCCCAUGGACAAACGCCACAAUCAAACCUUAACCAUCUACCCUCAGAACGUGGGCGGAGAGCCUAUAGACCUCGGACAUCUGAUAGGACUUCCCCGGAGAAAUCCAUUGCAAGGGAAAGAAGCACCAUAGAUUCAGCAGGGAACAUCACCUUGAUGACCGAGACCAUCUACAAAUGCAACAAGUGUGACAAGACUUUCUACACCCGCUCGGGCUACCGCAAACACCAGAAGAACCACGCCGAGGAUGACAGGAACGUCUGCGGCGAGUGUGGCGAGGCCUUCCCCGACCGGACUAGUUUUAAUCUACACAAGGAGGCCCACAUGAAGGACAAGCCCUGGGCCUGCACUGUAUGCGACAAACGCUUCAGGCUGCAGUCACACCUGACCAAACACGAGAGGACCCACACGGGGCAGAGACCUUAUAUCUGCAAGGUGUGCGGGAACUCCUUUACUCAAAGCUCCAACCUUGCCACCCAUAUGAAGACCCACUUUGCCGGACAUCCCUACAUGGCCAAAGACAGCGGCCAAACCUUUAGUCACGACUCGCAGGUGGUGUCCCAUAGGACGGUAACAGCAGGGGAGAAGGUUUUUACUUGUUCGGAAUGUGGGCGAGGAUUCGCAAGAAGCGCCCAUUUGGCUUCCCACCAAAGAAUCCACUCGGGAGAGAAGCCUUACUCCUGCUCUCAUUGCAAGAAGUCCUUCAGCAGCAGCUCCAACCUCAUUUUACACCAGAGAGCUCAUACGGGGGACCAGCCCUACGCUUGCGUCAUAUGCGACCGGAGGUUCAGCAGCAGCUCCAGCUGCGCCAGGCACGAGAAGAGGCAUUCUGGCCGAAAGUCCUUCCCGUGUGGAGGUUGCGGCCUAGACUUUAGUAGUUGUGACAGUUAUACCAACCACUCCUGUGUUCUCAUUAGUUAA